Antechinus flavipes (yellow-footed antechinus) is the source of this 1653-nucleotide messenger RNA. RefSeq lists its product as uncharacterized. The transcript is spliced from 7 exons. The record is from RefSeq and is a predicted model, not a curated record. Lineage: Eukaryota; Metazoa; Chordata; Mammalia; Dasyuromorphia; Dasyuridae. Bases 1 to 1530 code for a protein of 509 amino acids.
AUGGUGACCAAAGUGACAAAGGGUGAAAAAAGAGCAGGUCACCAGAGGAGAAAUUCUAAUGGGAAGCCUAUUCAACCCACUUUUCAAAUGAAAGGCUCUUUCACAAACCAAGAAGUAGGAAAAGGAGUUGAGGAAAAACAAAAAGUUGAUGCUUCGAAAUGGGAUUCUCCAAGUCCUUCUCAGAAAAAUGAGAGUCCCAGAAAUUCUAAUGAUUUGACACUUCAAAGGGAUUAUUCUUGCAAGUCUCUGCAAAGUAAAGAUCAGUUAGCAUCCACAGAAUUUGGAAAGAUUGCAAUAAAAGAAAAUGAAGCAUCUGCACCUGGAGCUGGAAGUGGGCCUGACCCUGGCUCCAAAGUUGGAGUUCAAAUAGAAAAAUCAGUCCCUCAGAAACAGUGUGAAUCACCUCUAGGAAAAGAGAAACAGAAAGAAGGAAAGAAAGAUGUGAAACAAGAAUCGAAACUUAAAGGACUAUCCGAUGGAGAACAGGAAAGUUUCAGUAAAAAUAACCAGAAACAGGAUAAAGUUACUUUAGAAACAACCAGCAUACCAGAACAAAUGGCACCUAAGGAACAAGUUAAGUCUCUUUCUGCUCCAUUUUUGAACAAGAAAAGAAUGUCUGAAGUACCAGAAUCUAGCAGAAAAUCUCAUGGAGAUGACAUGCAUUCAAGUGCAGAAACGACUUUGAAAGAAAGUUGCAAAAAAACAUGGAUUGAGGAGGACAAGAAAGGCAAAAACAAACCUAAAAUCAAGACGACUGAAUCAAAGCAAGUGUACUGUAAAAUUUGUGAAAAGGGAAAAAUUGCUCAUCAGACAAAAGACAACCUCCCAAAAGAUGACUUUAAAGAAUCAAAAGAAAUACUAGAAGCAUCUCCUACUUUGGCAAAAAACUUCAGAGAUUCUGUGGAAAAGAAGAAACAUAAACGCCCUCUCAGGGGAAAAGUUCUAAAGUCAUUUUCUGGGCAAACAGAACAUGAUCGGGAUGCUGUUUUAAAGAAUUUAGAGAUGCCUUUCCAAGAAAAUGUUCCUGUGUUUUCUCCCAAUGUGUGCCCACAAAAAAGCACCCUGCAACUUAAGAAUGAUAAUGAGCCAGAAAUUCAAUGUACUUGCAAAGUAAAUGAAGAGGAUAUUGCUUGUGUUGCAAAAAACCCUGAACUUAUAACUGCAAGAAAAAGUAAGGAGAAAACAAAGCAUAAAGCAAUCUCAUUUGAGAGUAGUCAUCACAAUGUCAGUAACUCUACAGAUGAGUUAAACCGUUGGAGACCCUCCCUAUGUACAUCAAAAAUGCCACCAGAAAAAGAGAUGGAAGAGGAAAAGAAAAAGCAUCAACACAAUGUAAUGGAAAUAUCUGAAGGAAAAGAUGGUGGUAACUUAAUUGACAACAGAACAGGUGGCAAAAUUAAUAAACGAUUUUCUAUGAAGAACCAUCAAAAUGGUAAUGAUGAGGAAAAUAAAAUUCCUAGGGAAGAAAUUCCAAUAAUGGAUAUUUCUUCCAAGGAAAAUUUACCUGUGCACCAUGUUUUAAAAGGGUAAGUUUGUCAAAAUAUUUAAAUGGAGAAUUAUUAUCAAAUGUUAACAUAUAUGAUAUAAUCAAUUUGCUCUACAAAUCCAGAUUCAGAUUCACUCUGCAUUCUCUUAUUUUUUGCCAAGAAAGAA